AUGAAAAAUGAAUUUUAUAGAAAAAAGCAUGCCUCGUUUUUUAAACGCUGUUUGGGCAUUCUCCCUGAACAAUAUGAAGAUGAGACAUCGAAUAUGAUGGCAUUCGUAUACUUCUGCUUGACUGGAGUGGAUUUACUGAAGGAACUAGAAAACACAUACACUAAGAACGACAUCAAUGAUUUUCGACGUUGGAUUUAUUCACAUGCUUUUGAGACCGAGGCUUAUUUUGGGUUUAGGGGUUCCGUCAUAUAUGAAAAUACUGGCCUUUAUGAUCCGCCUGACUUGAGCGCAACUACAUUCGCAAUUUUAUCUUUAAUCACACUAGGAGAUAACUUGACCAAUAUAAAUAGGAAAAAAGUGAUGAGGUAUGUCAUUAAAUGUCAACGUGAAGAUGGCUCUUUUGCUCAAUGCUUGGACAUGAGUUUGCAAAAGCCUUUUGGAGAAAGUGAUACCCGAAUUUGUAUGCUGGCCACCAUGGUGAGAUCCUUGUUGAAAUGGGACGGAACGAAAGGGAUGGAUAUUGAUGUUAAUAAGUUAUAUGAAUAUGUGAAUAGUUUGAAAACUUAUGAUGGAGGUUUUGGGAUGGAUAAAUUCGGAGAGUCUCAUUCAGGUCUUACGUUUUGUGCAUUAUGCACACUCUAUUUCGUCAACAAAUUAGAUUCUGACAAUUUUUCCGACACAGUAGAUUUUUUAGUACAUCGGCAGGUUUGCUAUAAUAAGUAUAGAGCAAGAGAACUAAGUGAAAACGAAUAUGCAGACGAAGAUGACAAUGGUGGGUUUAAUGGUCGUCCUAAUAAAUAUGCAGAUACAUGUUACGCGUUUUGGUGUGUGGGAUCUUUAAAAUUGCUGGGUAAGGAAAAGCUUGUUGAUUUCUCAGCCCUUCAAAACUUUUUGUUAAAUCAAACACAGAAUGACCUACUUGGAGGCUUUACUAAAACAAAUAUGGAAGAGGAUACUCCUGAUCCGGUUCAUAGCAUGCUUGCCAUAGCGGCCUUAAGCAUUAUGAAGUUUUCUGGAUUGGAUGGAUUAAAUCCUGGUUUUGUGAUAUCGGAGAAGGCAUUUAAUCAUUGGAAGUCCAUAAAAUUUGACGAUUAA
Brettanomyces bruxellensis is the source of this 1095-nucleotide messenger RNA. RefSeq lists its product as uncharacterized. Gene Ontology annotation, biological process: protein geranylgeranylation. Gene Ontology annotation, cellular component: CAAX-protein geranylgeranyltransferase complex. The record is from RefSeq and is a predicted model, not a curated record. The transcript has a single exon. The coding region runs from base 1 to 1095 and encodes 364 amino acids. Gene Ontology annotation, molecular function: CAAX-protein geranylgeranyltransferase activity. NCBI's taxonomy places the organism in Eukaryota, Fungi, Ascomycota, Pichiomycetes, Pichiales, Pichiaceae.